Molecule: messenger RNA, 2528 nt
Organism: Culicoides brevitarsis
Lineage: Eukaryota; Metazoa; Arthropoda; Insecta; Diptera; Ceratopogonidae
Gene: enc
Product: R3H domain-containing protein 2
Exons: 13
Coding region: 224-2485 (753 amino acids)
Molecular function (GO): nucleic acid binding
Source: RefSeq, a predicted model, not a curated record
CUAACAAAGUUUUUUUUUGUAUUUGUAUCAAAAACGGAACGAAAUUAUGUUGUAUUCAUUUCUGUAAAUCAUAAAAAAAUGAAGCAAAAUUGAGAGUUUGUGAAAAACAUGAAAAAAGUGUGCCCAGCUGAGGAAUUGGAGCACAAGAGACAAUGAUAACAACCAAAAACUAGACGAAAAAAGUGAAAAGUGCACAACUUUUAUAAAGAAGAAUUUUCAGAUAAUGGCGAGCAAAUCAAAGUUACUUGUACGAAGUCACGCGAUUCAGGAAUCAGCAUCUCCGCCGCCAUCGCCUUUCAAGCAAGAAUUGAAGGAGGAACAAGACGAAGACGAAGAGCAACUGCAGAAAAGUAACCAUGACCUACAUUUGGUAUCGCCAACAACAACAACAACAACGAGCAUCAUGAAGAAGGACGACGAUACGGAACAAAAAUUGGAUGUGAAGAAAAAUGCAGGAGCGAUUCAGAAAAAUGUUCAAAUUAAUGCGUCGAAUAAGGAAACGGAGAAAAUUGAAAAGCCCAAAAUGAAGCAAAUGGGCUCGUCGUCGAGUUUUGAAGGCGCAUCUUCCGGAUUUAUCUCAAGAGAAAGUUCCUAUGAACAACACAUGACGACAGACCACAAUGGAGUAAGUCUCUUGCAAUUUUUCCACGAGACACUCAACAAAAAUGCCAAAGAUCGCAAUAUGUUACUGAAAAUCGAAAAGGAAUUAUAUUCUUUGGCAACAGAUAAAAGCCGAACUCAAGUAAUUUUUCCGCCAAUGUGUUCGUACAAUCGGAUGUUAAUUCAUCGUGUUGCUGCGUAUUUUGGGAUGGAGCAUAAUGUCGAUGCCACGCAACAAUGUGUCAUCGCUGGAAUUACCAAAUUGACGAGAGUGCCAGAUAUUCGUUUUAAGACUUUGAUCAACGACGGGCACAGCGAUGAAUAUAAAAAAUCGAUUCUGAAGAGAAGUGCUCACAGCUUUGACGAAUGCAAACAAACGGAAUUCCUGUCAGCGCAUAAUAGAGGGACUCUCAGUAGGAAAACGAAGAGUUUCGAAGAACGUCAACACAAUUACGAGAAGAUUAAACAUCGGAUUUUCAAGGAUUCGGGGAAUAUUUCAAUGGAAGGCGAUUGGUCGAGAUCAUCUUCUGUCUUGCAUGACGAAUCAAAGGCAAAUAACACAGCAAAUCUUCCGGAUUAUCAAUGUCAAGUAUUGGAGUUGCUGAAAAAUAAACGGAAUGAAUCAAAUGAAAGUCACGAUCGUCCUCCAAACGACAAUCCAUGCAAAUAUGGGGCAUUAUGGGCUGUAACUGAUAUCACUCUUGUACCAAAAGGAAGCAUUCUCAUCGAUCCACAGACAUUGAAACCCAUCGUUAAUGCUGAUAAUACAAUUUACACAUAUGAUCCGGAUAAUUUUCCUCCGAAUCCAAAUAAAGGUCCAAUUGUGAAGUUAAAUGACGUGAAAAUUAAUCUCGUUGAUGAAAUUCAAGAAGCGCCCGUUGAACAACAAUCAGAAUACGAUCCAAGCUGUGAAUGCAAAGAAAAAGUCGAAAAACCGAGAUUUGAGCCUCCGGUAGUUGAAGAAGUUGUUCCUCCAACGACAGUUUACUUCAAAAAUCGAACAAAACCGCCGUCGCAGCCUCAGCAACAAUACGAGAACCAAAAUGAGAAGCCACAGGUUCAUGUGCAACAAAUGAAAUUUCAACCGAAUUAUCAUCCGAAGCCAUUGUCGCCUGACAAGAUUCAAUAUGAGCAUCCAGCAGCGAGAUUUUCACUCAAUUGUCCAUUUACGUAUACGAUGACGAAUGGAAAUGCUUCAACGUAUUGGGCAAGUCAACAUAUCCCUUUCCGGAUACCGUCACAAGAUUUUGGCAUGCCCUUGCCAUUGCACGGCGCCUACAUUCAUCCCGCAGCGCAACAACAGCCUCAUCCGCCGCACAAUCACAAAAAUCCUCUGCGAAUCGACGACACAAAAGCAGUAGAUUUGCCUUCUUCCAUGGAUCCUCGAUUCACUUUUUCCUACGCACAAGGCGCGUUUCCCGGCGUUCCUCCUCCGAUGGAUCCAAAUGCGGUAAUUAACAUUUACGGGCAGCAAUUGAGUCAAAAUCAUGUGAUGGAAGCGUCGGGCAAGAAAGAAUGCAAUUGCGCGACAACAACGACGCCUGAGCAACACGAUGGCGCCGAAAAAGACGACAAAAACGACGGGAAAUUCAAAUAUGCUCCGAAAAACUUCAAUAACAACAACAACAAUGCGGAGAAAAAGUAUCGCAAGGAUAACGGAGGACCCGGAGGACAUAGAUAUAAAUUUCAAAAUUCCAUCCAACCACAUUCCAACAACUUUCAUGAGAUACGCUUGCAACCAACAAGCACUUUUAUUCAAGAUGGAGAUCAACACAGAAUAGUGCAUUCAAAUUUAGGUCCUAAUCAGCAACAUUUACAUAAUGGCAUAGCGUCAGGAAAUCAAUAUCCCAGAAAAAAUAAUCAUAUUAAAAGCGAUAGGUUGUGAUGAAAUAAAUGUAAAUAGAUCCUUUUCGCGUAUGAUAGUACCU